Molecule: messenger RNA, 1453 nt
Organism: Pocillopora damicornis (cauliflower coral)
Lineage: Eukaryota; Metazoa; Cnidaria; Anthozoa; Scleractinia; Pocilloporidae
Product: tRNA (cytidine(32)/guanosine(34)-2'-O)-methyltransferase
Biological process (GO): tRNA methylation; cytoplasmic translation
Cellular component (GO): cytoplasm
Molecular function (GO): tRNA methyltransferase activity
Source: RefSeq, a predicted model, not a curated record
GGUUGGGAAUAGCGAACAGAGAAGUUUGUUGUACACGAUGGGACGCUCCUCUAAAGAUAAACGAGAUAUUUACUAUAGACUAGCAAAGGAAGAUGGCUGGAGGGCUAGAAGUGCAUUUAAAUUGUUACAACUCAACGAUGAUUUUGAUCUGUUUAAUGGUGUUAGUCGUGUCGUGGAUUUGUGUGCGGCCCCGGGGAGCUGGAGUCAAGUACUAAGCAGAAAAUUGAUCGACGAACGUUCAGAAAACAAAGGCAAAGUAAAAAUUGUGGCCGUUGAUCUACAAGCCAUGGCUCCUCUCCCCGGAGUUAUUCAGAUACAGGGUGAUAUCACUAAAAUAUCAACUGCCCAUGAGAUAAUUAGCUACUUUGAAGGAGAGGAAGCUGAUUUGGUGAUAUGUGAUGGGGCUCCAGAUGUUACUGGUCUCCAUGACAUUGAUGAAUACAUCCAAGGACAGCUCUUACUUGCUGCACUCAAUAUUACCAGUCAUCUCCUAAAGCAUGGGGGAGUUUUUGUGGCCAAAAUUUUCAGAGGAAAAGAUGUUGACAUUCUGUACAGUCAAUUGAAGGUGUUCUUCUCUACUGUGACUAUAUGUAAGCCACGGAGCAGUCGAAAUUCAAGCAUUGAAUCUUUUGUUGUGUGUCAGAAUUAUUCUCCUCCCAUUGGUUAUGUGCCAAUAAUGUGCAAUCCUCUCCUUGUUGACCCGAACCAGUUCAAAAGUCUUGAAGGAGUAAACAGGAUUGUUGUUCCUUUCAUGGCCUGUGGUGACCUUAGUGGUUAUGAUUCAGACCAAACAUAUCCACUCACAACUUCUACUGGAGGGAAAGAAUAUCAAACACUGUCACCCAUCCAGGAACCAAUAAAUCCUCCUUACCAAACUGCAUGUCUCCUGAGAAAAACCAACAGUCUAACUUCUUCUGACAGCACUGAACAAGUACAGAACAAAGAUGUGUAAGAUUUUUAAUUCAGUCUACAGUAUUUGAUGCUCUUUUAUAAUUACAGUGUGUACAUUAUCAUUUACUCUUAACUUUAAAAGAAAGUAUAAAAAAUAAAAACAGAGUUUGUAGAAUUCCAGGAAAAUUUGUUGCUUAAGUUAGAGGUUGCCCAAGAUUGCACAUUAAGCCUUUGUAAACAUGCAAAUAUGUUAUCAUUGCACAAGGGACAAAAUAUAAGGAUUUGUGUGGAAAUAAAUGGUUGCACUCUUAACUUAAAAAUCCAAACUACAACGCGGUUUUUUACCUCGCCAAAGUGGCUCUUUCUAUGCAUCUUUUCUGCUCAGUAUUAGUUCAUCUUCUUUACCUUCUGUUGGAUUUAUCUUUUUAGAUAAAUUGGAAGGUCUUUUAUGGCUCUAUUCAACUAUAGUUUCCUUAGAAUCUUUUGAAAGUUAAUGCUCUUUUGAAAUUACAUUAUUGUGAUUCAAUAACAAUAUUUGUUCAGAUUUACUUAUUUAAAAUAA